AAUUUCCCUUUCUUUUCUUUCUUUUCUUUCUUUCCUUCUUUCCUCUUUCCUCUUUCUUUUAUUUAUUAUUUUUUUUUUCAGUUGAAUUCUGUUAUUUACCAUGACAACGGAAGGAGAUGUAGAAGUCAUUAAUUUAAAUGUCAAUUUAGAUCAAUUUAAUAAAACAGAGUUAGUCAAGCCCGUUGUUAUAUUAGAUAAGAAUUAUGAAAUGGAUAGUAGCAGCACGACAUCCACAAAUAGCCCUAUUAUUUCUUCUCAACAAUUGGAAGAAUUGCCAACAUUAUGUGCUUGUAAUGAACUCAUUUCUUCUACGGUUGAUUGUUCAGAUUGUGGACGUCCUGCCUUUAAAGCGCUUCAGCAUCUACAGGAAGAAUGUAACAAGUCUAGAGCGAAAUUAAAUGAUUUAGAACGAGAGAAAGAAGUUUUACGUCAUAAACGAAUGGAGAUAGAUACAGAUAAAGUAAAUUUGGAAAAUAGUUUGCAAGAUAAGUUAUAUAAAAUGAAGAUGACUUCGAAUAAUAUCCUUUCAUUACAACAUGAUAUCAAAAUCUUGGAAACAAAGUGUAAAGAAGAAGCGACUCAAGUAGAAAAAAUUCAACAAUCAAAGGAAAACGUGAAAAGAGAGCUUGAAGAUUUAACUCAGCGUCUAUUUGAGGAAGCAGAUAGUAUGAUUAAGGUUGAAAAAGCAGAACAACACAUACUUCAAGAAAGGAAUAGUAAAUUAAGGGAUGAGCUCGAUUCUGUUCAACUUGAAUUAAGAGAGGCACAAGACGAGCUAAAGUUAAUAAGAAAAGAAUUAGAAAGACAGAAUGAGAACAAUUCAAGUUAUUCUUUAGAGUCACCAACGUCACCGCCAAGAUUUCAUAAUGAAAAUCACACGCUAAAAAUGGGGAAAGAUAGUAAUGUGAUGGAUGCAUACACUCGUGCACAAGUAGAGACUUUGUUAAUGCAUGGCGUUGAAUUUGGGCUUCAAAUGGAUACACUGGAGGAUGAUAAGACAUUAAUGGAUUUUAAUGACUUUAUACAACUCUCUCAAACGACACCUUUACGUAAAAUAAAUUCUUUAAAAUACAUGAAAUAUUGUAUUCGAGAAGAUAUUGAGCCUUGUUUACGAUUUGGCCCGAAUCCAAAGAUGGCUAGUAAGAAAAUCUUAGACGCCAUCUUAGUAAAGACUUGCUUUGUAGAAGAAUGUCCGAAUGGAUUUGUGAUUGAACAAGCAGAACGACAAUUAAAAGAAGAAGCAACUGCAACCCUUUGGGAACGUUUUACAACAUCAUCUGUCUUUCUUGGUUGUCAAGCAUGUGGAAGGGAAAUAAAGGAUCUAAAGGCAAGACCAGACAUAUUGAAAUAUCGUUUUCGAAUUUCUUAUUUUGAUGAAUGGGCCUGUAUUGAUCGUUAUUGCCGUGACCGAUUACUUGCAGUAAUCGAAUUCUAUACCUUUAUACGUUAUCUUCGUAAUGGUGCCUAUAAACAUCGUUCACUUCAUGAAUUAUACCAACAAGCAAUUCGACUUAAAUUACAAAUGUUACUAGCAAAAAUGGGUACUCUACCAGUCAUGUUAAACAAUUGUGGAAUUAACUCAGAAAAAAUUGCAUCUGCUUUUCAAGGUGAAGAUAUUAGUAACAGUAGUUCUAUUUUAUUUUCAUCAGAAUCAGUAUCUAAUAUUGAACGAACAUCGAGUUCAACAGAAUCAACUAUUACCUUUUCAACUGUAAAAUCAUCAAGGACAUCUGCAUCUUCUUCUCAAUAAUACCUCCUCUUAUUUUAUGUAUAUGUAUAUGUAUUACUGCCUUAGUUUAUGAAACUAUAGUACAAAAUUCCAAACCCUUUCUCUAAAAGAAAAGAGUCAUAUUUUCUUCUUAAAAAAAAUAAUAAUAAUAAUAAUUCUUUUUACGUCUUACAUUUUUACUUAUUACUAGUAUUACUUUUAAUUGCUUAACUUAAUAAAGAACUAUCCUUUAGUCUUUCCCCU
Molecule: messenger RNA, 1972 nt
Organism: Cokeromyces recurvatus
Lineage: Eukaryota; Fungi; Mucoromycota; Mucoromycetes; Mucorales; Mucoraceae
Exons: 2
Coding region: 101-1750 (549 amino acids)
Biological process (GO): exocytosis
Cellular component (GO): Golgi to plasma membrane transport vesicle; cell tip
Molecular function (GO): guanyl-nucleotide exchange factor activity
Source: RefSeq, a predicted model, not a curated record